Messenger RNA from Caenorhabditis auriculariae, 6709 nucleotides. The record is from the annotation of a GenBank genome assembly. Lineage: Eukaryota; Metazoa; Nematoda; Chromadorea; Rhabditida; Rhabditidae.
AUGUCCGACCGAAGGGGAGGCACUGCUAGAAAACACCCCCGACGUAAGUUUAAAUUUUCUAAAAUUUACAUAGAGAAAAUUUUCAGGCGGUUCCUUCAGGAACCCCCGUAAACGAUUUCUUCCUGGGGGAACGGCUCAAGAUCCGUUGAACCUUGCUAAUGUCCAAACUGAAAACUGCGACGACGAAGCUGAUAAAGCCUUACGACCGGUAAUUUUUUACAUGUACGAGUUUUCACUCCGUUACUAGAAGUAUAAAUUUAGAGUGUAUUUCGAAAAAGUGAAGCUGAAAGUUUUCCAAAAAAAAAAAUGAAUUAAAACAUAGAGCAGAGUUAUCGAUACGUUAUAUAUGGCUCUGAUGAAUUUUUUUCUUAUUUUUAUAUAUGGCUCUGAUGAAUUUUUUCUUAUAAUUAAGUGAUUUUUUUAACUUUAAAAAUGAUUCCAAUUAUUUUAGAAAAGAUCACAAGAAUUGUAAAGGGAAACCUCAGUAUUUUAGUUUUGAUUCUAGCUCUUGCGGAACGGUCUUCUUCCAGAUUCGAAAUGCAUCUUUAAAUUAUUUAAAACUUCUUUUUAUCUCAAAAUUUCGCUUUUGUUAAAGAAUGUCUGCAGUAAAAAGCUCAUCAGUUGAACUUGAAUUUAUUUGCUAUUUUUAUAGAUAAACUGCAGCUCGCCUACGCUGGAACUUCCCAAGAAGAGGUAUAUUCAGUCGUAAAAUGGAAAUCGAUUGAUUAUUUUUUACAGGGCAAGGUACUCGGAUAUCGAUAAUAUAAAGAGUCCGAAUCAUUCUCCCAAAAAAGCGGUUAGUUGAUAGCAUUCUUUUUCUAGAAACUGAUAAAAAUUUGAGAAAAGGAACUCAUCCGGUAGUCCAGUUCGCAAGCUUCACGACAAGAAAUCGAAAGAGGAGGAUGCGGAAACAAAAGAAAAAGCGAAAAAUGCCGAAGAAUGCAAAAAAGUCAAGAAGGAGUAUUUCAACAAUAAGUAGGGAAUUAGGAAAAAAAACAAACAACCACGAUCCCGUGAUAUUUAGGUAUUGCUACGGUAACUUUGAUAGAUAUUAUGGGAUCCGUUUGAAUCCUGGGGAGAAAGAUCAGCGGCUGAGUGUUAUGAAGAAAGAAUGGUUUGAGAAGAAAAGUGUCCUUGACAUUGGUGAGAUCUAUUUUUCUAAAUGUUUAAUAAAAAGUUUCUUUUCAGGUUGUAAUGUUGGUUUUUUGACAUUAUCAAUUGCCAGAGAAUUUUGUCCCCGUCGAAUUCUUGGCAUCGAUAUUGAUGAAGUGCGUAUUUUGGUCUUCCGAUCUGCUAAUUUUAUUGAAAUUCCAGCAUUUGAUUGGCGUCGCCCGAAAAAAUAUUCGGCAUUAUUGCGAUCAAGAAGUCGCGGUACGUUUUUAAUUUUUUUAAGUUUUUGAAUAAUCUUUCAAUAAAAAAAUUCAUUAUAUUUGAUAUGUUUCAAGAUCUCGAUCAAGUAUUAAAAACGCAUAGACAAAAUCUCCUUGCAGUUUGGAGGCGAUUUUUUUUUUCUACAUUUAGGUCUUGUGACGCUUCUUUCCAACAUUUCAAAAAGACUGUUCGAAACAACUAGGAAUCGUCGAAGAAUAAAAUUUUCAAAAUUGAUCUUUUUUUGAAUGCUUUCUCUGUAUGUCGUUAACUUUUUUUUCUCGCUUGUCAUAAAAGUUCUGGAAACUUUCUUCCUAUUAUUUUCUCUUGUAGAAUUACAAAACCUUCUUGUAUUAUUUAAACAAUUUCUGAGUUUCAGAAAAUUAAUAACUUUUUACUCUCAAUUUUGAAGACAUUCAAUUCAAGGUAUUUUUCAGCUUCUUGGGAAGUAUCCCGCCUCCUUCGCCACGACUUUUGGACCAGUUUCACAAAGAAAACCAAGAGAUUUUGGGACAAAGUUUCCCGAUAAUGUGUGGUUUCGUAAAGAAAACUACGUGUUUGAACAAGAUGAAAUGAUUGAAAUGGUCAAUUUUCCCGAAAAUAAAUCUUUGAAAACAAAAGGAAUUUUGAGGUGGAGGAAGAGUUUGAUGUGAUUUUGGCUUUGAGUAUCACCAAGUGGAUCCAUCUCAACUGGGGCGACGAUGGAAUGCGAAGAUUCUUCAAACGCGCUUUCAAGCAGCUUUUACCAGGUUCUUCUUAUUUCUGUAAAGAAAACUUUUUUCAAUGUUGUCAGCCUUUUCACGGAUUCUUUCAGGAGGUCGUUUAGUCAUUGAACCCCAGCCGUUUGACAGUUACAGGAAGCGAUCAAAAAUGACUGUAAGUCCUCCGUAACCCUUUUUUCCUUCAUGUUGAAUCCAGGAAAAACUGAAAGAGAACUACAGCAAGAUUCUGUUCAAGCCAGAAGACUUUGAAAUGUACCUCAUUGAAGAAAUCGGGUUCGAAUCGGUUGAACACCUUGGCGUUACCUGCGCUAAGUCCAAAGGUUUCUUUUCUGUUUUUUUAUUGCUUCAUUUGACUUCUCUCAGGUUUCGAACGGAGUAUUGACGUUUACCUAAAGCCUCUGAAGCCGAAAGGAUCGAGUUCGAUUUCUGAACCUGAUGAUGAUUAAUUAUUUGCGGGUUAUAUUUUUCACCUCAACUCUAAAACAAGUUGUUCACACUUUUCAUGAUUGAGCAUGCUUCAUUGAUCAAUUUUCUGAUUGUUUAUAAUUCGUUUCACAUAAUAAUAACGAUGGAAUAAAGUUUUAUCCAAACUCUCCGAGACUCGAAGACUGGGGUAAAUGCGCUCUACUGCAAAUAUACGCUUUGGCUUCGAUGUACCGAUUUUAUUUCUCGUUGCACCUUUUAACUGUUUUCUCAGUUUUUUCUAGUUUCAUAGCUGUUUCUAAAAUCUUUUAACAACGAGGAGCCAAGAAAAUCGAAGAAUAGCUGAAAAGUAAUAUAAACUUCUUAUACUUUCCUCUUUUUCUUUAAUGUGCGUUUGAUGCUCAGGUUCUGCUACCGUCCAUGAUGAUGGCGGUAUUUUGAAAUUCUUUAUAUUUCAGUUGAUGUCCAACGUUGUUGGAGGAUGUCGACGGACGCCGAGACUCAUUACAAGAAAAGCUAACAUUUUAAGGUCAACCAAACAAGGUUGGACUUUAUAAAAAAUUCACUUCUUGUACACAGCUGUAGUCCUUUUGAAAUAUUUCGAUGAUGUGUGUAACGAGCAUUCAAAAAAUCCCUCGAAACGAUGAGACGUUUUCGAUGUGACUUUGAGUCAUACUACAAACUAUAAGGUGAAAGCUGAAAAAACAAAUUAAAAAGAACAUUUUUUUUAAAACAUUUUUUUCUACAGCUUUGUUUAUUACAGUUUGUGCUUUAAUGUGGUUUUUUUGAUGAAAAGUAUUCCAAGCUCGUUAUUUCAGCGGAGCGCGAAGCAGCUGAACAACGGAGUCGGGAAGAAGGAGAGGAAAACCCUGAUGUAAGUAGAUUUAUUCGAAACAAUUAUAUAAAGAUCUGUUUUUUGAUGAAAUGUAUUUGGCAUUUUAUUUUGGAUUUAUAUCAGUUGGAAAAAAAAUAUUUUUUCUGUCAUUCUAUCGUUGCUUUAAAAAAAUUACUUUGAGCUGCAGGAAGAUGAAGAAUCCGACGAAGUUUAUCGAGAAAAACCUCUUCCCGGUUCGUUUUAGCUUAUUUUUUUUGAGUCAAUUUUUUUUUCAGGCGUUGCUGACGAAGUGGAAUCCUAUCCGUGCAAAUUUUGCGUUGAAAGGGUUUUCUUGACGGCACAAGGCUUGGAAAAGCACGGAAAGAUGGAACACAAAAGCAAACUUGAUGAGGUCUUUUUCAAAAUUUUUUAGUCAAACAUUUUUCAUUGUUCAGCUCGCUACACACAUCACGACAAUCCGCAACGAGUGGAGGAAACGAGAGGUUUUUCGUUAACUUCUCAUUGUUUUGACGCCUGAGUGCUUCUAGUUCGAAAGGUCUCGCGUACGGCAGAGGAUCCAGAUGGCUCGACUGCGACAAGAAGAUCGCGCUCAUCAGAACGUUCGUGAAGGACGAGGUUUUUUUGAUAAGUUGUCGAAUAGAAUUUGUUAGCUCAAACUGAUUAUCAAUCUCCGUUUUUUUAUAAAUUUUGAAUUUUUUUCGUGGUUUAUACAAAAUGUGUUUGAAAAAAACAAGAAAAAAAGUUUUUUUCAAUUUUUCACCAACAUUAGAACUAAUUUGAAAAAAAUAAAAAAAGUAUUGAAAGUUUACGACGAAAAAAAUAGAAAAAAACUUCAAUUUAGAAUAAAUAGUUUGAAAAAAACUAGAUAAAUUGAAAAAUUUGGUUGAUAAUUUCAAAAUAUUGCGUUCUUUCUAUGUACCUCAGAAUGAUCGUAAAAGUCUUAUUCUGCAUAAUUAUAGUUUUUUUUCUACUGAAGCCCUAAUUUGAUUUAAAAAUGUAUUUGUGUGUUGAUUACGGCCCUGAAAACGAAAUUCUAUUUUUUCUUGAAAUUUCAAGGUGGCUUUCAAGACCAAUAUUUUCUAUACUGAAGCUUGCUUUGGCAAAUUUCAAAGAAAACUUUUCAUUGAAAAGAUUUUUAGUGAUUUUUGUUCAAAAUCUGUCGUUUAGACCCUACUGAUCAUUUCGAAUCGUGUACAAUAUGUCACGUUCUAAUCAACAUGGCUCAUCCAACUGCAAUGGAGUCGCAUAUUCGAGCUCACAAAAAGAACGACGAGCUCCGCGUUCAUCUUUUGGAUCGAUAUGGAGCCGAGGUCGGCAUUUUCUUUUUUAUUACGAUAUUCGUUUCUCAGUUUGUCGCGACUUUGACCUGCGAAGCUUGUCAACUUGUUUUCACGGAAGACCGAAAACUGCAGAUGCACAUUGCAACUUGUCAUUCCAGGAAGAAAAGGUUCCACUCUUCAAAAAAAGUAUUAUCCGCAAGUUUAUAUUUGAGGUUCAUUUGUAAGUACUGCGGUACGAUCCUCCCUAGUGUCACCGAACUGAAUUUGCACAAAACUGACGUCCAUGGGAUUUCGAUCUCGAAUCCUCGGAUCAGAGUAAUUUUUCUCCAAAAAUUAGGCUCAUUUAUACUCUGCGUUCAGGAGUCGCUUCUGGCGUCAAGGAAACGUAAAAUUGACGAUUAUCAGGGCGAUAAUUUGUACAAAAAGGAAAAUGCGACGAACUACGGGAAAAGUCAACCUUGUGGAACGGUGACUGCAGGGGACGCUCCUUGUCGGUUCGUUCUAUUUUUUUUUGAUCCAUGAAAGUUUUAUGUUUUGAUCAUUGAUCAAGGUGGAAUCUCAAUAAUACAUAUAUCAAUCAAAAAAUAUGCACUUUCGACAGUUUCAUCAGUUUGAAAGUUGGACAUUUCAGAAGUUACUGAACUAAGAAAGAACUUCUAAGCUCUUUUCUCAAGAAAUAUUUUUGAUUCAAUGAAAAAAAGUUGAGGUCUCUGAGCCCUUUUCCAAGAGCCCUUUUCCAGUAUUUUCUGCCCGGAUUGUGGAUUGCUUCUAAAUCGGCCGGCGUUGCUCGUCCGCCACAUGUUCCGCGUGCAUUCCAAGCACAAUUUCUCUUGCAUCGCAGAAUCUGGCGGACUGCCUUCUUUCAAGUUUCGUCUCCUUUUUUUGCCCUGGAAAAAAAUGAAUUUCUUGUAGAAUUGACGUGGAACGAGCACACAUCACCUGGACUUGUUGUGGCAUGAAAUUCGACGAUAGGUUUCCUUGAAUUUUUAGAAUCUAUUUGGAUAUAUCUCUGAUUUCAGGCGAUCUUUCAUUGGACACAGAAGAGAGGAACAUGUUAUGUCUAUCGAAGGCAAUCAAGUGAACUCGGCUCUAGGUUUUCUUUUUGGUUUUUUUUUAUUUCACCUGGCGAAAUUUAAGAAAUGGAACAACUUCCGAUCGAAAGUCCCGACGGCAAUUUCGAAGGUCAGCUUGUCACCGGCCCUGAUGGAACCAUGCAGGUUUUUUUUUCUCGUGUUCCUCAAAAGUUGUCCGAUUUUUCCAGGUCAUUAUUCCGGAUGGGGUCGAUCUUUCGAGUGAAAUAUUUGUUAUGAUGGAUCCUGGCGAAACAUUCGAUCCAAAGCAGUCUAAAGUGGGUUUUUCUUUUAAUAUAUGAUUUCUUACCAUUUUAAAGGUUCAAUUGGUUCAAGCACCGAGAAUGAUUGGCCAGGAAGAGCAUUUGAUGCAGGAAGAAAUUCAUGCCAUGUAUCCGGAGGUCAUUCAUUUGGUUUUGAACGUUUUUGACAAAUCCUGCUGUUUUCAGGAAGAAGGCGAAGUGAUUACGUUGACCGAGGAGCAGUUCCAACAGCUCCAGAUGCAAAUGGGAGACGAAUGGGGCAAUAUGGUGAGCGAGUUAUUUAGAUUCUUCAUAUCCUUAAAUCAUCAAAAGUUCGAAGUUUCUCUUCUUUUUUUGAAUCUUUCCCAAGAAACUUCCAUGAAAUUUUCCCCACGAAUUCUUGGCAUCGGAACUUUGGGAAGUGGGUCAGUUAAAGAUACAUUUUUUGGUGAAUUUUUUUAAUUGAAAAUCAGAGGUUGGGCAAACUAAAAGUAAUUUCAAUAGAUAGCAGAGUUUUAGAAAUUUUAAAGACUAUUUUUUUUUUACUUUUUCUGUGAAACCCAAGCAAUUAAAGGAAGUCGUGUUCGUGAACGAAGGGGGUAUAAUCGACGACAAGGGGAUGAUUCCCGACGACGGGACGAUGGAAGGGCCGAUGACGAUGUUCAAGAAAGAGUUGGUGGACGGCGACUACGAAGAGGUCAUCGAGGAAGGCGUCGUCCACAUCGAGGAGCACCUCGACGAGAUCGACGGCAACCCUCUUUUCGACUAA